Messenger RNA from Sinocyclocheilus rhinocerous, 1899 nucleotides. RefSeq names its product WD repeat-containing protein 11-like. Bases 3 to 1385 code for a protein of 460 amino acids. The record is from RefSeq and is a predicted model, not a curated record. Gene Ontology annotation, cellular component: cytoplasm. The transcript is spliced from 11 exons. Lineage: Eukaryota; Metazoa; Chordata; Actinopteri; Cypriniformes; Cyprinidae.
AGAUGGUGAGCAGCAUCAGAGUGGGGCGGAAUGUGAAUUAUAGGAUUCUGGAUAUUGACUGGUGUACAUCAGAUAAAGUGGUGCUGGCAUCAGAUGAUGGCUGCGUGAGAGUGCUGGAGAUGGCCAUGAAGUCUGCCAGUUAUAGAAUGGAUGAGCAGGACCUGACAGAUUCAGUAUGGUGUCCCUAUCUCCUAUUGCCACGUGCUGCUCUCACACUGAAGGCCUUCCUGAUACUGCAGCCAUGGUCCAAUACAUUCACCAUGGACAUUACUCAUGUAGACUACGCAGAAAAAAAUGAAAUCAAGGGACUGAUCCAGGAACAGCUCAACUCUCUUUCUAAUGACAUCAAAAGUGUUCUCCAGGAUCCAAAUCUGAACUUGCUACAACGCUGCAUCCUUGUGUCUCGGCUGUUUGGUGAUGAAUCAGACCUUCAGUUUUGGACCGUGGCUGCUCAUUACAUCCUGUCCUUUGCCCAGAGCUGCCAGCCCAGCGGAUCUGCCCAAGAAGGCCAAACACCAGCUGAGGGCCCCAAGAGCACCCCUUUCAGCCACCUGGACAUUUGCCACGACACCCUAUGUGAAAGCUCUUUCUUCCAGAGGUUUCAGCUGGAGCGUGUUCGUCUACAAGAAGUGAAACGAUCCAGCUAUGAACACACUAAAAAGUGUGCUGACCAGCUCCUGCUGCUGGGACAGACGGACCGUGCAGUGCAGUUGCUUUUGGAGACCAGCGCAGAUAACUCCAGCUACUACUGUGACUCUCUCAAAGCCUGUCUGGUUACAACCAUCACCUCAUCCGGCCCGUCUCAGAGCACCAUUAAACUGGUGGCCACAAACAUGAUUGCCAAUGGCAAACUGGCAGAGGGUGUGCAGUUGCUCUGCCUGAUCGACAAAGCAGCGGAUGCUUGUCGUUAUCUGCAGACGUAUGGAGAGUGGAACCGUGCUGCCUGGCUGGCAAAGGUGCGUCUGAACCCAGCAGAAAGUUCAGAUGUGCUGAAGCGCUGGGCAGAGCAUUUGUGUUCUCCUCAGGUAAAUCAGAAAUCAAAGGCCAUCCUGGUCCUGCUCUCAUUAGGAUGCUUUCACAAAGUGGGCGAGAUGCUUCACAGCAUGAGAUAUUUCGACCGUGCUGCACUCUUUAUUGAAGCCUGCUUGAAAUAUGGUGUGAUGGAGACAAAUGACGACAUUAAUAAGUUUAUAGGUGCGGCCUUUGUGGACUACGCUAAGAUGCUUCGCUCCAUCGGGCUGAAACAGGGUGCUGUGCUAUGGGCGUCUCGAGCUGGAGAGGCGGGAAAGGAGCUGCUGGAUGAGCUGUCACAAACAGAGGGUAUGGGGCUAGAGUCAAGCCCUAGUGAGGAGGAAGUGGAUAACUCUCUAGGGAAUAUAGAAUGACUUGCCCCAAGUACACCAUGGGGGAAAGGAGAGAAUGUGUAAAGAAAAACUUAAAUAAAGAAGAUGCAUGAUAUCUUCAAAACUCGCUCCCAUAAGCUGAUAGCAUGCAGGUAGUUGAGAAACACAAACAUCUUUUCAUUCAAAUUUUUUGUCUGGAUUCUUAGUUAUCUUUUAAAAUUCUCUGCUGGUUGUGAGAUGUGUUGUACCCCAAGACAUUCCCUUAGCACCUGUUAUCCUGCUGUAAUGUAUUCCAAACCUGUUCUUACACUUACUUUAUCAACUAAACAUUGUCAUAGUGAAUUAAAACAAUCUAAAAUAAUAAUGAUAAUAAUGAACAAAAAUACAUUUUGAAAAUCUGUAAAAUGAGUUUAUACGUGUUUGACAUGAAACAUGCUUAAAAUGUCAGAUUAGGGAAUAAUUUAAAGAUAUAAUUUCAAGAUAAAAAUAUAGAAAAGAAAUGGAUGAUGUGUUAAAGGAUGAAUCUCAUGAAACAUGUCCAGUUUCACCCCAAAAU